Nymphaea colorata (pocket water lily) is the source of this 534-nucleotide messenger RNA. RefSeq lists its product as uncharacterized. The transcript has a single exon. NCBI's taxonomy places the organism in Eukaryota, Viridiplantae, Streptophyta, Magnoliopsida, Nymphaeales, Nymphaeaceae. The record is from RefSeq and is a predicted model, not a curated record. Bases 1 to 534 code for a protein of 177 amino acids.
AUGUUUGCAGAUAUAGAAGACGGCGACAUGGUUACCGAUGAAGAGAACCAAUGGAUGCUUCAACCAAUCAUGAGAGAGGAGAUCGUUAUGGCAGUCAAGAGUUUAGACAAGGACAGUGCUGCUGGCCCAGAUGGCUUCCCGAACUAUUUCUAUAAGGACUGUUGGAGCAUCAUAGGAGAUGAUGUGGUUGUAGCUGUGCAAGAUUUCUUCCUAAAAGCAAAACUUGUUGGCAGUGUUAACCACACCAUGAUCUGCUUGAUAGCAAAACAACAGAGUGCCAUCAGGGUUGAGGAUUAUAGGCUCAUAUCUCUAUGCCACGCCAUUUAUAAGAUUAUUGCAAAAAUUAUCGUUAUCAGGAUGAGGGAUGUCAUCAUGCGACUGGUUCAAAGGAACCAAGCUGCUUUUUCUAAAGGGAGACAAAUUCAAGACAACAUAUUAUGGGCGAAUGAGAUUGCUAAUUCUAAAGAUUUUUGGUCGAAAGGGGGCUGUUUUCUUAAGUUGGACCUCUCAAAGGCUUAUGAUAGAGUUUCUUAG